UACAGUAACUUUUCACAGCUAUGCAUAAAAUAAAUGCCUCUUGUCUGUAACUUUAGCAUUUGCGGCUUGUCUUCUGUUCCGUCUACCGAUGUUAACCAAAGGAAGUGCUUACUCGGAACUGGAACAGCAAGUCGUUCUUUAAACCUUUUAACUCUAUUACCUACUCGCUGCGCAUGCACCUUUUCUCGUACCGGGAAAUGUACCUCUUGCUCAACAUCGACGAGAAGACUAAAGCAGUCAAAUUAGCUUGACAAGGGACACUGGUGUGCUGCGAACAACGUCUUGCAUGCGUUCACAAUGAAGUCCUCGGUGUUCUCCCUGUGGAGACCCUUUUUAUUGAUUUUACUGGGUUUAUUUCUACUUUCCGAGGCCAGAGUGAACACUGAGAUACAAGCUGGGCCCCUGUAUCGUGUGGUUGGCUCUCUGCUCUCCAUCUCCUGCAACACAAGUGGAUUUUCCAACGUCAAUUCUAAAAAACAUUUUCAGAUCCGCAUGAAAGAUCCUUCAAAGCCCUUUCACGAAAUUAAUAUCAUGAGCUCCGAAGACAAAGGCUUUAGCUAUGCUCGUUUUAUUCCUCGUAUACAAAACAGUGAGAUGUCUAUCAAACAUGUUGAUUCAAACUCAAUCAUAUUUGAAAUAAAAUACCUAAAGAAGGAGGAUGAAGGGGUAUACGAAUGCUCCGUAGUCAAUCCAGAAUAUAAUUACAAUGGAGUCUACUCUGCAACGACAGUUGUUAAAGUGAUUGACAAUUCCCUAAGUGUUACAUCCAGUGACGCCCCCACCUCACCCAGCUAUAAUGAAGGGGAAGCUCUCUCUUUGACAUGCCAAGCCUCCACCAACACCAUCCAGCACGUCCAUCUGGCUUUCUCUUGGUACAUCCGUAAAGAAGGGGAACAAGACGCUAAACCGAUAAUUUCUUUGGACAAAGAUUUCACACUGGUUCCAGGUGAGGGUUUUGAGCAGCGCUAUAGAGAUAAAGCCAUUAGAUUAGACAAAUUAGAUGAGGCCACGUACAGGCUUAAUAUUGCUGAGCUUGAGCCGUUAGACCAGGGUCAGAUCUACUGCCAAGCUCAGGAGUGGAUCCAAGAUCCUGAUCGUUCCUGGUACAAGAUUUCUCAGAAGGAUGCAGAGGAAAUUCCCCUCACAGUCAAAGCUAAAGUGGUGACAAGCAUGUCGGUUGUGGAAGUGAGUCUUUCGCCACAGAAUGAACUCCAUGAGGGGCAGGAGCUGUUGCUGUCUUGUGGCAUAAAGGCACAGAACCUCGCAAAACGGUUCUUCUCCGUAGCAUGGCUCUGGGAAGGAAUUGAGUUGGCCAAAAUUGGCCCUACAGGCAUUCUAACUGUGAGGCAAGAGUAUAUCGACAGAGAGAGAAAUGGGGAGCUAAAAGCCACGCGGACUGGGAAUAAUAACUAUCAACUCAGGGUAAAGCCAGUGAAAACUACAGAUAAAGGGAGUUACAGCUGCAGGGCAUGGCCAGAAGAGAGAGGAGAAGAUGGAAACUUUAAUCAAGGAGCAGCUCAAGACUCCCAACCAGUGGACAUCACCAUCUUUACUCCAGAAAGUGGACUCUCAGUCAAAAUGGAAAACAUGAAGCAACCUGUUUCCCCAGGAGAGAAAUUAAAGCUCAUCUGUGAAGCUGAUGGGGUCAAAGGUCAGCUCUCUGUCAGCUGGAAACGCAAGGCCACACCUCCCACGUCAUCUUUGUUUGCCACCAUCAUCAGUCUAAAUGAGAACGGUGUCACAGAGAAAGCUGAGGCUUUUACAAGUCGGGAGGUGACAGUGACGCGUCCGACGACAAACAGAUUUGUCUUCGAGCUGGCUGACGUUGCAGACUCUGAUUCGGGAAUAUAUGAGUGCAUUGUCUCUGAAACGCAGCCCAGCGGCAGAACUCAAAGCCAGAUGCAAAAUGUCAACGUCACUGUGAAGUCUAUUGAUUCAGUGGUAAAGGUGGUACUGAGAAAUCGAGACCCUUUGGUGACUAUGGGAAAUGACGUACAAUUAAUGUGCAAAGUAUCAAGUCCACGUGUGCCGAUGACACUUACUUGGAGCCAGGAGACAGAAGACACCAACCUUAAUACCAUAGUGGUACUAUACUCAAAUGGUUCCAUCAGCUGGUCUGGAGACCAGUACCGUUACCAAGUACAGGUGGACAACCAGGGUAACAGUGUCAUGCACUAUCUGAAAGUCCUUCGUGCCAGCCACAGGGAAGAAGGAAAAUACCAAUGUAUGGUGUCAAUUUUCCUGCAUAACGUUUACAAAAAGCUUCCUGCAUCCAAUCUGGUGAAUGUGAAGGUACAAAAUCCAGAAAACAAACUUGCCCUAUCUCCCAGUCACACCAUUGCCCAAAGAAUAAAUACUGACAUACAAAUUGAUUGCAAAGUUACCUCAAGAACAUCAGAGUUUUCUCUAUAUGCCGUCACCUGGGAACUUCAACAAGAUGCUGGAAAUAAGACCAUUCUGACCUCAGACCGUAAUGGCAUCACUACAUUUGGGCAACAGAUUGAAGAGAGUCAUAGGAAACGGAUCAGCAUGAGGCACACUGACGGACCUACUUUUGAACUAACUAUUCAGCAAGCCAGAAUUUCAGACAAAGGCAUUUAUAUGUGCAAGGUGGUGGAGUACCUACAAGAUCCCUGGGGAGAAUGGUAUUCACUCUCAGAUAAACAUUUAACCACAGUUGUUGAUGUCACUGAACUAGAAAAAAAAUUGUCCAUUGAAAAGAAAGAGGUAGAGAUGAACAUAAGCAUUGCAGAGGAUUUCUCCAUUCCCUGUCACAUCACCCAACAAUCCAGCAAGGAAUCCCAGUUCCAGGUCACAUGGUUUUGGCAGCAAGGCACCAAAGUUAAAACCAUAUUUACAGCUUACAGAAAUUCUACCUUACAAGCCAGAAAUAAGAAUGUCGUCGUAAGAUAUGAUCACUCCUCCCCUCACCAAUUUGACCUUACAGUUUUAAAGUCUAAUUUGGAAAACAGCGGCAUAUAUUUCUGUGAGGUAGAGGAGUGGAUUCACGCUCCUGCUGAUGGGUGGAGGAAACAUGCAGUGGAAAAGUCUGGAAAUUUGAACGUGACUGUUGAUGCAGAGGGGCAAGUCGGAGCUGUGACUGAUCUGACAUGGCGAGCCAGUACUUGGAUAACAAUAUAUGUAAUAACUGUCUCAAUCUGUUUAUGCAUCAUAACAAUUCUGACGUGCAAGCUGUGCAGGAGAAAGACUUCAGGAGGAAAGAACGCAGGUCAUUCUCUCUGGACAGAACAGGUCCCCCUGGACACUUAGCUCUGAAUCAGUGAAACUAGAGCAAUGUACAGAAAAAUAAAUCUCUUAUUAAGUCUAAGAAGUAUAUGAAAAAGGUUUAAAAAUGUACAUUUUAUUUUAUUUUAAACAUAUUUUUUAUUUUUUUAUUGAAUCUUAUUGUUAAAAAAAGUUGUACUUUCUAUGAUGGUGGGAAUAUCUUAGCUUUUAUGAAUAAUUAAAAUUUGUUACUAAUUUUGAAAUGAAACAAGCAUCUGUCAGAUUGGAGCUAAAGUCUCUCUACACACUCAUUUUUUCAGUUUGAAGCUGGAAGUUGAGGUAGGCAGCAGAUUUUGUUUGUGGUUUGUGCAGCUUUAAAAACAUUCUUAUUUUAUGUUACAAAGUGUAAAAACUAUGGAUUUUUUUGUUAUUUUUUCAUUGGAAAUUAUCUGAAGCUUUGUGUGUCCAGAACAGCAGCAUGUCAUAAAAUGUGGCAAGAUUUGAAACCUUUGCAAAGAAAAGGAAGAAGCGGAAGUUUUCUGCGGUUGUGCACAUGAUGACGGUAGACAGUCUGCAAGCGGUGCUUGUGACAGACAGUCUCACAAUCAGGACAUUUUUUUCUUUUUUUUUUUUGAGAAAGACGCAGGCUUUCAGGGCAGUGUUGGUUAAAACCUGCAUGUGUGCAUGUUAUGCUUCUCUUAUUUUGCAACUCUGAUGGGGAAAUCUGAUGAUGUUAACAUUUCUUAUGCAAGUUAUUCAGCUGGCUGUGUUGCUGAGAAACAGAGUGGGUGUUUGUGUAACCUGUUUCUUGUGGCAAAAACUUAAUUUAAUAUUUAAUUUUUUUUUCAAAUAAGAUAUAUGAAAUAAUAAUAUGAUAUAAUAAGCAUUUCUGAAAUUGACACAGCAUGGUUUUCACAUCCUUGUUGGUUUAACACAACCCCUCCCCCCCCACACACACAAACAGCAGCUUCUGUCAAAAUAGUCAACAUUUGCAGGUGCUUCUAAGCUCCUACAUGCAUGUUAAAUAAGCAUGCUUACGUUACAGUACUAUUUUUAAAAAAAUAAAAAAAUCCAAACAAAUGAUAUCCUAAUAUCUGAUUUUUUAUUUUUAAAAGGACUAAUGUCACAUUGUUGCAUUGAAUAUUGCUACAGUGUUAUUACAAGUCUGCCUAAAAUGUCACUCGGGCAGCUUCAGUUGAUCAAGAAUGUUUCUGUUCAUAUUCUCACUAAAACCAGGAAGACAGAGCAGAUCACCCCAGUUUUAAAGUUCUUCCAGUGGCUCCUUGUAGCUCCAAGAAUAGACUUUAGAAUACUUUUACUAGAUUAUAAAUCACUGAAUAAAUAUCACCAAAAUACAUUAAAGAUCUGUAGUUGUUGUUGAAUCUGAAGAGGAAUAAAAUUAUGUUAAUAGUUGCUAAUUAUGUUGUCUGGCUGUUUUGCACCACAGCAUGUUUUUAUCAAAAUCAAAUGUACUGGGCCACUCUGAUCUAGAAAGCCAGGAAGGAAUUCAGAUUUUUAGAGAUGUGUAAAUAACAAAUUGCUAAAUUGCUGUAAACAGCCAAAUCGUGAGCGGUUCCAGCUGGACAGUUCUGAAAAACUCAUAAGGUUACAGCAAAACACAAGCCAAGAGAUCUGUGUCAACCAAAGGGCAAACUGGACUGGUUGAGAACUGUACAUACACAUAAAAGAACAGAUUUGAGUGUAAAUGCACCCUGCUCUCAGCGAGAGUUGAAGGUUGCUGUGUUGUUUGUUAUUAGGCACUUUUUCAAUCCCCAACAAAUCAUCCUUUAAGAUCACUAAGGUCUUCUGGUUGAAGUCUACUCUCCAUCAUAAUAACCAGAACAAAACAUGGAGAAGUAACAUUUAAUUUUUAUGCUCCGUAAAACUGGAGCAAACUUCCAGAAAACUGCAAAUCAUACAAAACACUGAUUUUCUUUAAAUCAAGGCUAAAACCUUACUGGUUCAGGGCUGUUUUGAAGUAAGUGGAACAUUGAUCAACAAAUUUGAUUCAUAUUUCCUUGAUCAUUUUGAUGAUGGCAUUUCACAAAAUGUAGCAUUUAUUGCUUGUUUCAUAAUUAGUCAACGUAUAAUUUUAUGAUGUAAUGGACUUUGAACUGCCUUGUUGCUGAAAUCUGCUAUACAAAUAAACUUGAUUUGAAAAAGAGA
Molecule: messenger RNA, 5391 nt
Organism: Xiphophorus couchianus (Monterrey platyfish)
Lineage: Eukaryota; Metazoa; Chordata; Actinopteri; Cyprinodontiformes; Poeciliidae
Product: immunoglobulin superfamily member 2-like
Exons: 9
Coding region: 298-3270 (990 amino acids)
Cellular component (GO): membrane
Source: RefSeq, a predicted model, not a curated record